This is a messenger RNA of Musca vetustissima, 2817 nucleotides long. It is a transcript of the gene GluRIID, whose product is annotated as glutamate receptor ionotropic, kainate 2. Gene Ontology annotation, molecular function: transmitter-gated monoatomic ion channel activity involved in regulation of postsynaptic membrane potential; glutamate-gated receptor activity. The transcript is spliced from 16 exons. Gene Ontology annotation, cellular component: postsynaptic membrane; plasma membrane. The record is from RefSeq and is a predicted model, not a curated record. Lineage: Eukaryota; Metazoa; Arthropoda; Insecta; Diptera; Muscidae. The coding region runs from base 1 to 2817 and encodes 938 amino acids. Gene Ontology annotation, biological process: synaptic transmission, glutamatergic; modulation of chemical synaptic transmission; monoatomic ion transport.
AUGCCUCGACAGCGGGAUAAUUAUGGUUACGGUGGUAUAUCGUUACAGGCCGGUGGUCGCAUACCGAUUGGCCUUAUUACGGAUCUAAAUUCGGAAUUGCUACGCAACACCUUUGAGAAUGCCACAAAUAUUAUCAAUGCCGAAUUGACAACACAACUGGAAGUGCAGCAUGCCGAAAUAAAUUACGGAAAUUCUAUGCAAGGUGUUGAUCGUCUGUGUCGUAUGAUGCAGGGUGGCAUUGGUGGUGUAUUUGGCCCAUCCGCCUUAUCCACAGGUCUACAUUUGAUGAAUGUAUGCGACAGCAAAGAUGUACCCUACAUUAUGUCACACAUGAGUGAGGCCAAUGAGGGAUUCAAUUUACAUCCACAUCCGGCAGAUAUAGCCCAGGCUCUACAUGCUGUAAUUUCAGCAUUUGAAUGGAGUCGUUAUAUUUUUCUUUAUGAGAAUGCUGGUUAUCUCAGCAUUUUGAAUGCCCUAAUGACCAUUUAUGGCAGCAAUGGCCCCGUUAUAUCCGUUUUACGUUAUGAUUUAAAUUUAAAUGGCAAUUAUAAAUCGGUUUUGAGAAGAGUUCGCAAAUCGGUAGAUAAUCGUUUAGUUGUUGUGGGUUCUUCGGAAUCGGUGGCAGAGGUUUUAAAACAGGCCCAACAAGUUGGUAUCAUGAAUGAAGAUUAUACCUAUAUUAUUGGCAAUUUGGAUUUCCACACCUUCGAUUUGGAGGAAUAUAAAUAUAGUGAUGCCAAUAUUACUGGAUUUCGCAUGUUCUCCGCGGAAAAACCUGAGGUGCAAAAUCUUAUGCGUGAAAUGGGCUAUUUACAAAAAUUGUCCGAUGAUGAACGUUACAAUGAAAUUGAUCGUGUCGAUGCUGCGGAAAUUGAUCCCGAUGAUGUGGAGACACAGAAUCGUAUUCGCCUUCGGGAAAUUGAUAAUGAAAUUAUUAGGAAUGGUUCCUGUCCCAUAACUCUGGAAAUGGCCUUACUUUAUGAUGCGGUCAUUGCUUUUGCUGAGACCACCAAAAAUAUACAAUACGUUCCCCAACCGCUGGAUUGUAAAUUGGAUGCCGAUAAUGUACAGGAGGAUGGGUCUACUUUUAAGAAUUAUAUGAGAUCGUUGGAUUUCGACAAAAAUACCCUAACGGGGCGUAUAUACUUUGAUGGCUUUCGUCGCAAAGGCUACAAACUGGAUGUUAUAGAACUACAGCCAACAGGUCUGGUAAAAAUUGGUGUUUGGGAAGAGAAUAAAAAUUUCACAUUUGAAAGGCCACCACAGCAGAGGCAAACAAUAUUGCUCGAUGACAAUUCUAUGGUUAAUAAAACCUAUGUUGUGCUGAUAUCAGUUCCCAAUCCACCCUAUGCCAGCUUGGUGGAAUCACACAAAAAAUUAAAUGGCAAUAAUAUGUAUCAAGGAUAUGGUGUUGAUUUAAUUAAAGAAUUGGCAGAUAUUUUAGGUUUUAAUUUCACGUUGCGGAAUGGUGGCUCCGAUUAUGGUUCAUUUAAUAAGACGACAAAUACAACAACGGGAAUGUUGAAGCAAAUCAUUGAUGGGGAAGCUGAUUUGGCCAUUACUGAUUUGACAAUCACAUCGGAACGUGAAGAAGUUGUGGACUUUACCAUACCUUUUAUGAAUACAGGCAUUGCAAUUUUAUAUCUAAAGCCACAGAAAAGUGAACCCACCACCUUCUCUUUCAUGGACCCCUUCUCUAAACAAGUUUGGAAAUAUUUAGGCAUUUCAUUUCUCUCCGUGUCCUUGUGUUUCUUUAUAUUGGGUCGCCUCUCGCCCACCGAAUGGGAUAAUCCUUAUCCCUGUAUUGAAGAACCCGAAGAAUUGGAAAAUCAAUUUACCAUCAAUAGUGCCCUGUGGUUUACAACCGGUGCAUUCUUGCAGCAGGGUUCAGAAAUUGCCCCGAAGGCUCUUUCCACCCGUACCGUUGCUGCCAUCUGGUGUUUCUUUACCCUGAUUAUAGUAUCAUCAUACACGGCCAAUUUGGCCGCUUUCUUAACCAUUGAAAAUCCAACAACAGUUUUGGAAAAUGUCAAAGAUUUGGCCGAGAAUAAAGGCGGUGUACAAUAUGGAGCGAAAAAGAAUGGUGCAACAAGAAAUUUCUUUGCGACCUCUUCAGAACCCACUUAUAUGAAAAUGCAUGAGUAUAUGAUGGCUCAUACUGAUCUGCUGACGAUGAGUAAUCAAGAGGGUGUCGACAAAGUGACGGCUAGUGAUGUUAAAAGUGGUACCACGUAUGCUUUUUUAAUGGAAUCCACAUCCAUUGAAUAUCAUACCGUUAGAAAUUGUAAGCUGCAGAAAGUCGGAGAACCAUUGGAUGAAAAAGGCUAUGGCAUUGCAAUGAAGAAAAAUUGGCCAUACCGUGAUAAAUUCAAUAAUGCCCUAUUGGAAUUACAAGAACAGGGUGUAUUGGCUAAACUGAAGAAGAAAUGGUGGAAUGAAAUGGGUGCCAGUGUUUGUACAUCCAAAUCAGAUAGCGGUUCCGCCAAUCCCCUGGCCGUCAAUAAUUUGGAGGGUAUAUAUUAUGUUUUAAUUGUGGGUUCUGGCAUGUCUAUAAUUUAUGGCAUAAUUUGCUGGCUUUUCCAUGUCUGGCGAAUGGCUCGUACCUAUGAUGUCCCCUAUAGUGCUGCCUUCUGGGAAGAAUUAAAGGCUGUCAUUGAUGUUAGGAACAACGAAAGGGUAUUAAAAGGUGCCGCCUCAGUUUAUUCCCGUAGCCGUAAUUCAUCAUUGGAAUCAAUUGAAUCAUUUACCACCGAUUCGGAUGAAGAUGGUAGUGGUAGCAGUUUGAGUGAGGGAGAAGACGGAGAAGGAAGUGGAUAA